GCGGCGGGGGGAGCCGCCCCGCGGGGCCGCCUCUGCCCCUUCCCCGCCGCGCCGUUAAUGGAAACAUGGCGAUGGCGGCUCCGACCGGCAGCGCGGCGCCCGUCGCCCCGGCCCUCUGCGGCCACCUGGCCCUGCUGCUGCUCCUCGCCGUCCCCGCCGCCCACGGCUACAGCUUCCCGCAGCAGCACACUAUGCAGUACUGGGCCAGGAGGCUGGAGCAGGAGAUUGAUGGAGUGAUGAGGAUAUUUGGUGGUGUCCAGCAGCUCAGAGGGAUCUACAAUGAGAACAGAAACCUGUUUGAAGUCAAGGAGAAUGUGCCCAGGAAAUUGGUGGAGAAGGUCGCAGGAGACAUUGAGAACCUCUUGGCCAAGAAAGUCCGUGCUUUAAAGAGGCUUGCCAAUGCAGCUGAGAAGUUCCAGAAGGCUCAUCACUGGCAGGACAACAUCCGGGAGGAAGACAUUGAGUACUACGACUCCAAGGCCGAUACUGAAUACGAUGAUCCUGAUGGAGAAGAGAUCGAGAAGGAGAAGUCAAACUCCUUGAAGCUGGAGUUCACCGAUGAUGACAACUUCAAGACCAAGGUCAACUAUUCCUAUGCUGCUGUGCAGAUCCCAACAGACAUCUACAAAGGCUCCACUGUUAUCCUCAACGAGCUGAACUGGACGCAGGCACUGGAGGACGUCUUCAUUGAGAACCGGAAGGAGGAUCCCUCCCUGCUCUGGCAGGUGUUCGGCAGCGCCACCGGUGUCACCCGCUACUACCCAGCCACCCCGUGGAGAGCCCCCAAUAAGAUCGACCUCUACGAUGUGCGCAGGCGGCCCUGGUACAUCCAAGGCGCCUCCUCCCCAAAGGACAUGGUCAUCAUCGUGGAUGUGAGCGGCAGUGUGAGUGGCCUCACCCUCAAGCUGAUGAAGACCUCAGUCUAUGAGAUGCUGGACACCCUCUCAGAUGAUGACUACGUCAACGUGGCCUCAUUCAACGAGAAGGCGAAGCCAGUGUCAUGCUUCAAGCACCUGGUGCAGGCCAACAUCCGGAACAAGAAGGUGUUCAAGGAGGACGUGCAGGGGAUGGUGGCCAAGGGCACAACAGACUACAAGGCUGGCUUUGAGUACGCCUUUGACCAGCUGCAGAAUUCCAACAUCACACGUGCCAACUGCAACAAGAUGAUCAUGAUGUUCACGGAUGGUGGUGAAGACCGGGUGCAGGAUGUCUUUGAGAAGUACAACUGGCCCAAUAAGACGGUCCGGGUCUUCACCUUCUCUGUUGGGCAGCACAACUACGACGUGACCCCGCUGCAGUGGAUGGCCUGUGCCAACAAAGGUUACUACUUCGAAAUCCCCUCCAUCGGCGCCAUCCGCAUCAACACGCAGGAGUACCUGGAUGUGCUGGGCAGACCCAUGGUCCUGGCAGGGAACCGAGCCAAGCAGGUUCAGUGGACCAAUGUCUACCAGGAUGCCCUGGGGCUGGGCCUGGUGGUGACGGGCACGCUACCGGUGUUCAACCUGACAGAGGACAGCAGUGACAGGAAGAACCAGCUCAUCCUGGGUGUGAUGGGGAUUGACGUGGCUCUCAACGACAUCAAGAGGCUGACGCCGCGAUACAACCUGGGGGCAAAUGGUUACGUCUUUGCCAUCGACCUGAACGGCUACGUCCUGCUGCAUCCCAACCUGCAGCCCCAGAUCAUCAAUUUCCGUGAGCCGGUGACGCUGGACUUCCUGGAUGCUGAGCUGGAGGAUGAGAACAAGGAGGAGAUCCGGAGAAGCAUGAUUGAUGGGAAUGAUGGGCAGAGGUUCAUCAAGACCCUCAUCAAGUCCCUGGAUGAGCAAUACAUCGACGAGGUGUUCAGGACCUACACAUGGGCGCCCAUCAAAAGCACAAACUACAGCCUGGGGCUGGUUCUGCCUCCCUACAGCACCUACUACAUCCAGGCCAACCUCAGCGACCAGAUCCUGCAAGUGAAGUUACCAAACAUCAAAAUGAAGGAUUUUGAAUACCUGCUGCCCAACAGCUUUGAGUCGGAGGGACAUGUGUUCAUUGCUCCCAGAGAGUAUUGCAAAGACCUCGACUUGUCGGAUAACAACACCGAGUUCCUGGAAAACUUUAUUGCCCUCAUGGAAAAGGUGACCCCAGAUUCCAAGCAAUGUGACAACUUCCUCCUGCACAACCUGAUCCUGGACACAGGCAUCACGCAGCAGCUGGUGGAGCGGGUCUGGAAGGACCAGGACCUCAACACGUACAGCCUUCUGGCUGUCUUCGCAGCCACUGAUGGGGGCAUCACCCGUGUCUUCCCCAACAAGGCUGCAGAUGACUGGGAGGAGGAACCAGAGCCCUUCAACGCGAGCUUCUACCGGAGGAGCCUGGACAACAAGGGCUACAUCUUCAAGCCGCCCUACCGAGACGCCAGCUACCGGGGGCUGGACCUGGAGAACAACACCAUUGGGAUCCUGGUGAGCACUGCCGUGGAGCUCAGCAUCGGGGGCAAGACGCUGAAGCCAGCAGUGGUGGGGGUGAAACUGGACCUGGAGGCCUGGGCUGAGAAGUUCAAAGUGCUGGCAAGCAACCGGACAGAUCGUGACCAGCUGGGCGCCCGCCGGUGUGACCCCUCAACCAGCUGUGAGAUGGACUGCGAGGCCAACAACAAGGACCUCAUCUGCGUCCUCAUCGAUGAUGGGGGCUUCCUGGUGCUCUCCAACCAGGAGGACCACUGGUACCAGGUGGGCAAGUUCUUCAGCGAGGUGGACGCCAACCUGAUGUCUGCCCUCUACAACAACUCCUUCUACACACGCAAGGAGUCCUAUGACUUCCAGUCCGUCUGUGCCCCUGAGGCCCAGAGCAACACGGGCGCUGCACCCCGCGGCGUCUUUGUGCCCACCGUGGCUGAUCUCCUGAGCCUUGCCUGGUGGACCUCAGCUGCAGCCUGGUCUCUCUUCCAGCAGUUCCUGUACGGCCUCACCUACAGCAGCUGGUUCCAGACGGAGGAGGUGGCAGGGGAUGGCAUGGAGACCAGGGAGACGAGCUGCAUCAUGAAGCAGACACAGUACUACUUCAGCACCGUCAACGCCACCUACAACGCCAUCAUCGAUUGUGGCAACUGCUCCAGGCUCUUCCAUGCUCAGAGGCUGGCCAACACCAACCUGCUCUUCGUGGUGGCUGACAAGCCCCUCUGCAGCCAGUGUGAGUCUGUUAAACUGCUGCAGGCAGAGGUAAGAGCCCCCCCGAGGGACCCCAACCAGUGUGAUCUGGUGGACAGGCCCCGCUACCGGAAAGGCCCCCACAUCUGCUUCGACUACAAUGCAACAAUCACUGUGAAAUCCUGCCCGCCCCAGCCCUGCCUGCCCCGCCCAGCCCUGCCAAAGACACCGUGCUGGCCAGAGGGACAUGUGGCCUGUCCCCAGACAGGCGGUGACAUGUGUCCCACGCGUCCCCGAGCAGGAGGUGCCACAUGUCCCCAGAAGGGACGUGCCCAGGCCGUCCCUCGGGGCUCCGGGGCUGCUGGCAGCGGCGUGGGGAGCUGGUGGGGGGCACCCAGAGCGGGGGGGCAGGAUGCAAUGGGGUGCCCCGAGGUUUUAGAGCUCACACCAGGGCACUGGGGUGGAGGGGGGGGGUGUGUGUGUGUGUGCCCCUCAGCUGAAACUCGGUGCCGAGGAGGGGGACAGAGUGGCCCCAGCACCCCACUGCACCCUGACAGCCGAGCUGGGAGAGGUGCCACGGGGCCGGGGGGGCCCUCCAGGUGGGUGCAGGUGCCCAGCCGUGACACCCUGGGGGGCCAGGCCCAUCUCUCCGUGCACCCCGCUGCUCCCGGCAGUGCCGGGGGGUCCCUGCCUGGGCAGGCAGCCCCGGGGACCCUCACCCCCCUGGGACAGCCUGCUCAGAGCCACCCCGUCCUCCAGGGCCUGGGGAGCCCCCUCGGCACGGCCACCCCGGGGGGAGCUGGGGAGGGCGCCAGGCGCUAAUUAAUGCUGGGGUUAAUUAAUGGUCAUUCUGCUUGUAGCUUUUUCAGUGUGUGUUUGGUUACUGUCUCUGGGAACCGUGUUUGAACAGAUGGCUCUGUGUUACCGGGAGUGUGUGUACUUCUGUAGUCUAGUUAGGUGCUCUGCCAGAAACCCACCACUAUACAUAUCUAUAAAUAUAUACAUAUAUAGUCUAUUUUAAGUUAAAAACCAAUGAGACAAAGGGGCUGCACGACCCUGGGCCCCCCCUGUCUUGCUGGGGUCGUGUCCUGCCCUUUUCCCCUCCCCAGUCCCCCCCGGAAAGCUUCUCUCUGCUCAUUCAAAGGCAUUGGGGUUUUAAUUUUAUUUAUUUAUUUAUUUAUUUAUUUAUUCAUUUAUUUAUGUUUCUUUGGGUUUAAAUUUUUUUUUUGUACAGAAGAGUUGGAAAACUUAAAAAAAAAAUACAAAAACAAAACAAACAAAACAAAAAACCAACAAAAAAGACAAUUUGUAAGAUAUCGUGCGUGUGACUCCUUGUAAAAUAUUUUCAAAUGGUUUAUUACAGAGACUCGGUUAUUAAAUAAUGUUCAUAUUUUCACUUCA
This is a messenger RNA of Apus apus (common swift), 4532 nucleotides long. RefSeq names its product calcium voltage-gated channel auxiliary subunit alpha2delta 2 (gene CACNA2D2). Bases 66 to 3953 code for a protein of 1295 amino acids. The record is from RefSeq and is a predicted model, not a curated record. Gene Ontology annotation, cellular component: voltage-gated calcium channel complex. The transcript is spliced from 39 exons. NCBI's taxonomy places the organism in Eukaryota, Metazoa, Chordata, Aves, Apodiformes, Apodidae. Gene Ontology annotation, molecular function: voltage-gated calcium channel activity.